Molecule: messenger RNA, 888 nt
Organism: Salvia miltiorrhiza (redroot sage)
Lineage: Eukaryota; Viridiplantae; Streptophyta; Magnoliopsida; Lamiales; Lamiaceae
Product: probable carboxylesterase 18
Exons: 2
Coding region: 1-888 (295 amino acids)
Molecular function (GO): hydrolase activity
Source: RefSeq, a predicted model, not a curated record
AUGGGUAAUAACAACAUAGAAUCGCGUCGGCUGCCAUUGUUGACAAGAUUGAAGCUGUUGAUAUCGGUAUUGAUCGGAUAUCUCACCACACGCUCCGACGGCACUCUCAACCGACGUGUCUUGAAGCUCGUAGACUUGAAAGCAUCAGCACCUGCCACCAAGCUCAUAAACACUAUCCCUAUCUCCACUUCGGAUAUCACAAUCGACCCCUCCCGCGAUCUCUGGUUCCGCCUCUUCAUCCCCACCACGCCCAACUCCGCCUCACUGCCCCUCAUUGUGUAUUUCCACGGCGGUGGAUUCACCAAGUACGGCCCCGACUCCAAGGUUUUCGAUCAUCUCUGCAGCCAUGUAGCCGCGCGAGUCCCUGCAGUCGUAGCGUCUGUCAACUACCGCCUCGCCCCCGAGCACAAGUGCCCUAGUCAAUACGAGGAUGGCUUUGACGCCCUCAAGUUCAUCGAUGCACGACACUACGACGUUUUACCUGCCAAUGCUGACCUCGGCAGAUGUUUUAUAGGAGGGGACAGUGCAGGUGGCAACAUAGCUCAUCAUGUAACAGUUAGAGCAGUUGAGCAAGCUGAGCAGUUUCAUAAAAUAAGGAUCGUCGGAAUGUUGGGACUGCAGCCCUUUUUUGGAGGCCAACAGCGGACAGAGUCGGAGCUGAGGUUGACAAAGGCACCAAUGCUUAGUGUGGAGUCGACGGACAUGUAUUGGAGGGAGUUUCUACCAGUGGGUGCGGACAGAAACCACCCCGCAGCCAACGUAGCAAACUCUGAGGCUGCUGCAGCUCUUACGAAUCUCGACUUCCCAACUAGUUUGUGGUGGCUGAGUAUCCGAAUGCAUUUCAUGGCUUCUAUGCAUUUCCGGAACUGCCUGAGUUUGCUUUGUUGA